This is a messenger RNA of Lutzomyia longipalpis, 1903 nucleotides long. RefSeq lists its product as uncharacterized. The record is from RefSeq and is a predicted model, not a curated record. Lineage: Eukaryota; Metazoa; Arthropoda; Insecta; Diptera; Psychodidae. The coding region runs from base 512 to 1792 and encodes 426 amino acids. The transcript has 7 exons.
AAUACACAUUUCUUAUGCCAGAUCUCUACCCCUUGGUCGCGUAUGAUGUCUGUCUGUGGGCUCCACGGGCACCUGACUGUGGGCAUCAUCGUGAGAGAGACGACGGUGCUUGAUGGGUAUAAAACGGCCUGGAGGGCGAGUGCUCUGUUUCAUUUUCUCAUCAAACGAUCGCGAGUCCGGUUUUUGGUCUUAGUUGCGCGCAUCAGUGGUCACCCUAUACCGCGGCAUCAUCGGCAAAUCUGCCCCCCAAAAGUGACUUCCCAACCAGAGAGUGCUGCACAGAGUGGAGGCAAAGAAAAGUGUUGGCAGUGUAUACAUUUCAUGUUUACACACAAAAUGAAUUAGAAUUUAAAUUGGGUGACUCGAGAGACGUAAUUUGUAUAAGUUUUUGGUGCAAUUUGCAUCCAACUGAAUAACAUAUCAUAGUGCUCGGUGUUUGUGUACGAUCCUUGUGCCAGGGAACACAGAGUGUGCGGAAUACGUUUUAAAUUAAUUUAAUAUAUGUGACCAAAUGAAUAAAUUCACCAUGAGGACGCAACUUCUCAUACAGACAAUUUGUGUCAUGCUGACUAUUCGGCCUGUGGCAUGGGCAGCCCCCACAGCGGAAGCCCCCAAAGCGGCAGCAUCCUCACCCUCUGCGGUUGCAGUGGAACGAGAACCGCUUCGGGAUGCAAGAUGCAUCAGAUGUUCACCGAGUUCCGGCAUUUACAGCGACAGGGAUCGGGAUUCCAGAUUCCUCAACAUAUUCCGCCCCAUUGGAAAAACUGGGUACGACGAGCGGAAUAGUUGGUACUACCAACCGGACAGGAAUCGAGAGGCUGAUCGCAAUUACGGCUACGGGAACAGAUACGACGAUCGAUAUUCAGGAUAUCCCGGAAGGUAUGACGAUCGAGACCGAUACAAUUAUCGUCCUUCCUACUACGACCAACCACAGCAACCACAAGGAUAUUAUGAUUCACGAUAUAACUCCGUUGGCAAUGAUUAUCGUGGUAAUGACUACCGUGGCAAUGGGUACGACAACAGGGAUCCCUACUACUAUGAAAUGAUGAGAGGUGGAGGUGGAGGGUACUACGACAGAGAUAGGGAUCGUUUCUACGACCGCAACACAGAUCGUAAUCAAUACUACGACAACAACUACGAUCGCUACGCCAACAGAGGAUACUUUGACUACCGCAACUACCGUCCGUACGACGAAACCUACAGAGGUGAAUCCGGCUUUGAUAGCUCAGGACGAGGGUACUAUUUUGCCAAUCGCCCUUCAACGGCACAGCACUAUCACCAGCCUCAAAGCAAUUAUCACUAUCAACCACCACCGCCGCCGCCACCGCCCUCAUACCAGCAACUCCCACUGCCAUACGAUCCACCAGCAGAGUACUACCGGCCGGCACAGGGUGGCUACGAUCGCCCAACAAAUGUACAGAACCGCCCACCGCCGUCGGGGUAUCCUGCACCCCAGCAACCACCAGCUGCAUCGUAUCCCAGUACCGAUGAUCGCAAUCCAUCAGGUAGCUGGAGCUACGUGCCAGAUGACAAGGACCCCAAGAAUCCCACGGGAUACCCGCCAAAUGACAAAGAUACUCCGCAACAAGGCAAUUCGUAUGGCUCGCACUCACGGCCUCUAGGUGGGAGCUACCUCUACGAUCGGGACUCAAAUGAGCCACCGAAGACCACCCCCAAACCAACUACCUCUGAAGCCCCAAAGGAUGAUGUUAAGCCAGCUGAGGAUACACCCGAGGAUGCUGCCGAGGACACCAAGGAUGCUCAGGAUGAUGCGAAAAGUACAGACGAGUGAGCAAGCGGAUAAAUUCCUGCGAUUUUGUACUUGAACUUCGAUAAAUAAUUUAUAUUUCUUUAAUGAUAAAGAGCAAAUAAAAUGAAAGAUUUAGAUUAAUAGAAAAAGAAA